CGAUCCGUGAAGUCUCGACAGUAACUGGAGUAGCAAAUUGAAUCGUUACCAUGUAGUGUACAUGUGGGUUUACGCUUUCUUUGUCUUAUCAAACUACGUCAUCAAAUCAGAUCUCAUCUGACAUCGAGAUGUCCUACAAGGUAGAGAUAAUUCUGAAAGACACUGUUUCCACCAUUGGUGAAGCCCCACACUGGGAUGACGUCACACAGACGUUGCUGUACGUGGACAUGUACAACGGUGAAGUUCACAGAUAUGACCCCGUAACUGGAGAAGAGGACGUCCUUGGUCUAAACGGUGUUUUGGGAUUCGUUGUUCCACGUAGCAAGGGAGGGCUGGUCGUAGGGCUCGGUCAGGCGUUCGCUGCUGUGGACUGGGAGACGAAGACCGUCACAAAACUGGCGGAAACAGAUCCUGGAACACAGAACCACAGACUGAACGACGGGAAGUGUGACCCAAGAGGAAGGGUGUGGGGAGGUACGAUGGAAGAUGACUUCAAGUUGAACGAAGGGAGUCUGUACUGCCUGGAUACUGACGGAAGUGUCAGCAGGAAGCAAGAUAAAGUCACCAUCUCCAACGGUCUGGCGUGGUCCCCGGACAACAAGACCAUGUACUACAUCGACACGUCACCUCGCCAAGUGUAUGCCUAUGACUUUGAUAUCGAGAGUGGCGGUAUAUCCAAUCGCCGCGUUGUGGGUAAUUUCAACGACCUCCCCGAGCUGAGCAGCAAAGACGUACUGGGUCCUGACGGCAUGACGAUUGACACUGAGGGUAAUCUGUGGGUGGCCUGUUUUGGUGGCGGAUGUGUGGCUAAAAUCGACCCAAACACAGGAAAGCUGCUACAGAAGGUGGACAUACCCAACGCAACCAGAAUCACCUCUGUGUGUUGGGGCGGCAAGAACCUGGACGAGUUGUACGUCACCAGUCUCAGGAUGAAGCCAAACUCCAAGUUAACGGUGAUAGACACGCUAGAUGGCGCUGUGUUCAGAGUUACUGGACUUGGAGCACGUGGUCGACCAGCGGAUGUCUAUCGUGGUUAACUCAGACGACACUUCAAAGACUCGCUGUUCUAAUAGCUACUGUCACACAUUCUAAUUGAUCUGUUCAAACCGGAGAUGUGGUUGUAUUCAGUUAUGCCUGGAGUGAAAUAGUCAGUAUGUUCAAUACAGAUAUGUAUUAUAUUAUGCAGUUAUGUAAACAGAUGCCAAGAAUAUGGAUAGGUGUUCAUGUUGUCAUGCACUCUGCAUCAUGUGUAAACGCAGAUAAGCAUGUUCAAGUUCAAAGGUCAAUAUGAUAUCAGUUUUAUAGCAAAUCCGGACACAGAUUGCAUUUUUCUUACUUACUUAGGUAUAUAAUAUAAAUAUAUAUACAUGUAUAAGAUAAACAGUAUCAAAUAGCAAGUCGUAAAUGUUUUUUACCUUAAUAAGAAGAAGAGGAACGAUUACAGUCAAGCAAUUUAAUGUCAGUGGUGAUGUGUACUGACCAGUGAAGAUGAUUCACCUUUAUAGUAAUCGCCCUCCUAUGUUUCGACUUUGCGUGUCACCUUACUGAAUGAAUAUAUAUAAUUGUACAUUGUCGUACAUUAUGAUUUGGGGAGAAUCAGUGGGAGACUUUCAUUGACUUUAUGUAUACGUUUCAGUGCAAGGUCACACGUUCAAGGUCACACGAAGAGACUCGAUACUUUCAUAAUCAAAUAUAUGUUUUGUACAAUAUACAGUUACAAUCUGUAACGGACACAGCAUGGUUGUUUUCCAGCGUAUGGGCAGUGCCAGUGUAUGUAUUGCAAUCAGGACCAUUUCCAAACAUUGAAUCCAGACACAGCAUCCGAAUACUGCACUGAAUAUGGUAAACCUAACACCAGUGUAGCAGACAGAAAUCUAUAUCUUAACCCGGAAACACUCAAACUAGGACAACUGUGUUAAAACAUGAUACUUGUUUUAGUGAACAAUUUUUGAACCCGUUACAAUCUACUAAUGCUCGUACUUGUACUUCAGAGAGAUCAUUUGAUGUUUUAAUUGGCCAACAAUAAGGAUACUAAUAUAUUGCAGACCAUGUGGCAAGCACUGACACUUUCUUGAAGUUGAGCACUGACAAACAGUAUCUUUGCCGCGACACCUGACAUGGUAUUGACAUCUGAAGCCAAUCUAAAGGCAUCCCCAGUAGAGAGGACAUCUUAUGCCCAUCUGAAGGUAUCCCCAGCACAGAGGUGGACUGAAGCUGGCAUGCAAGUGCUCGAUGCAUCCCGUCCAUCAUAUGACAAUCAUCAACUGGAUUUAUGAGUUCUUUAACAAAUGGUGAUUAUCAUGGUGAAUGUAUUAUUCGUGAAAGUAAUGAUUAAUAUUAUUAGUAUGUAUUGUGUCGAUGUAUUAUACUGACGAAGUUUUGUAAUACAUUAUGAAUAAUC
Messenger RNA from Haliotis rubra (blacklip abalone), 2401 nucleotides. Its product is annotated as regucalcin-like. The transcript has 6 exons. Gene Ontology annotation, biological process: L-ascorbic acid biosynthetic process. Lineage: Eukaryota; Metazoa; Mollusca; Gastropoda; Lepetellida; Haliotidae. The coding region runs from base 129 to 1037 and encodes 302 amino acids. Gene Ontology annotation, molecular function: calcium ion binding; gluconolactonase activity; enzyme regulator activity. The record is from RefSeq and is a predicted model, not a curated record.